Messenger RNA from Calidris pugnax (ruff), 601 nucleotides. RefSeq names its product ATP synthase, H+ transporting, mitochondrial Fo complex subunit F6 (gene ATP5PF). Gene Ontology annotation, biological process: proton motive force-driven ATP synthesis. Gene Ontology annotation, molecular function: proton transmembrane transporter activity. Bases 175 to 498 code for a protein of 107 amino acids. The record is from RefSeq and is a predicted model, not a curated record. The transcript is spliced from 4 exons. Lineage: Eukaryota; Metazoa; Chordata; Aves; Charadriiformes; Scolopacidae.
ACAGCUCCCAGCCGCCACCGGGGCACGGCGCUGCGACGGCACCGGGCGGUGCGGGGGGGGGGAAUUCGUGUGUGUGCUCCGGCAGCUUCCCGGCGUGCACCGCGCGGGGAGGCGGGGCGGAGCGGGGUCGUGGCGGCGGCGGUGACUCUCCCAAGCUAAAGCAUCAGUGCCAUCAUGAUUCUGCACCAGAUUCUGCGACUUUCUUCCCUUUUUCGCUCUGCUGUUUCUGUUCACUUGCGCAGAAACAUAGGACUUUCUGCUAUUGUCUUUAAUAAGACGAAAGAGCUUGAUCCAGUUCAGAAGCUCUUUGUGGACAAGAUCAGAGAAUACAACACAAAGAGCAAGCAAGCUGGAGGGCCUGUUGAUACAGGCCCUGAAUUUCAGAAAGAAUUGACUGAAUCCCUUGCCAGACUUCAACGGGCAUAUGGCGAGGGAGAUCUCACCAAGUUUCCAGAAUUUAAAUUUGAGGAGCCCAACUUUGAGGAGACGCCAAAGUGAUCUGUGGAGGUUGUACACCAAACAGCAGUGGACAUCAGUGGAGCUGUUCAACAUGGCACCAGUUGUAAAUCAAUAAAUGCAGUGUUGCAGUUCGAUUUCAAAA